UGUGACUUUAUAUAAUAAGGUCAGAAAACCUCGUCCCUCUCUUUUAACAAUCAUCUCUUUCGAAGCUAGGAGGCUGUUUCUAAACCCUUGCAGGAAGAGCCGAGAGAGGAGUUGCUACAAUGUAUCUUCAGUUUUAUAUAAACGAUAAUGGUGACAAAGUCUACACCACCAAGAAAGAAUCACCAUUGGGGUUGCCUACUGAAUCUGCUCACCCAGCUCGCUUCUCCCCCGAUGACAAAUACUCAAGGCAAAGAGUUCUUUUGAAGAAGCGCUUUGGAUUGUUGCCAACCCAACAGUCACCUCUGAAGUACUAAGAUUAUUGCGAGCAUCUAGUUUUCCCUCGUGGAGUGUUUGAAGUUGGAGCUUUCCUUUGCGGAUGCUGAAGGUUGCUCUAGCUUUCCAUCUUUCUUUGGUUGCUGAAUGUAGGUUAUUUGCCACCCUAUGGUAGCAGAAAUGGAUGUAGACUCUACUCAUAGAUAGAAAAAAAAGAAAAACGUCUAAGUGGAUCUUUUGUGAAACCAUGAGAUGCUAACAAUAUUUCCUGGAUUUGAUCGACUUUUACUGCUAAAAGACACGCUCGCCUUCCUAUAGUUGCACGCAUGGAUGGAAGCCUGGUGGUAUGAACACCAUUUUGUCUUCUAAGCUUUCACCAUCUAUAAACCUCUUUCAUAAUA
Messenger RNA from Populus euphratica (Euphrates poplar), 674 nucleotides. RefSeq names its product nucleolar RNA-binding Nop10p family protein (gene NOP10). NCBI's taxonomy places the organism in Eukaryota, Viridiplantae, Streptophyta, Magnoliopsida, Malpighiales, Salicaceae. The transcript has 4 exons. Gene Ontology annotation, cellular component: box H/ACA snoRNP complex. Gene Ontology annotation, molecular function: snoRNA binding; telomerase RNA binding. The record is from RefSeq and is a predicted model, not a curated record. Gene Ontology annotation, biological process: snRNA pseudouridine synthesis; rRNA pseudouridine synthesis; ribosome biogenesis. Bases 120 to 314 code for a protein of 64 amino acids.